AUGCAUGGUGUCUUUCAUUCUAAUGGAUUUGCGCAUUUACUGCGUGUCAAUGGCGGGAAGAUGGGUUCAGAUCGGUUGACCGGCGAUCAGGUCAUUGAAUUCUGGGACCGGUUAUGCACUGGUUUGCAAGCCAGGAAAGUGAGUGACACCUCAAAGAAACGAAGGUUGUUUAAUGGAGUAGCAUACGAUCAUCCAUGCUUCGGUCGAUGGGGAUACAAAUUCGGACGAGGAUGUUACGGCUUAAACCAACCGAUUUAUCGAAAAGCCACCGAAGCAAUCCAAGGGAUACCAUUGCGCUUGCUAAAAAAACGCCGAGUUCAGGUGGCUUUCGAGUCAAGAAGGGAUGCUGCACGAGCUUAUAUUGAUGACACAGGGUUGCUGGAAUUUUAUAUCAAAUCACUUGGGAAUCACAUAGUGGGUAACUACUUGGUUCGUCGUUGCUUAAACCCGGUAACUAAAGUACUAGAGUACAAUAUUGCGUGGAAGAUAUUUCCACUCUCAUUCAAGCUCUGGUGCACGAUUAUAUCGAGAAACAAUGAAGGGAUAGACGAAGGGCUGAAGAAGCUGAUGCUGCCCCCAUAUGAAUGUACGAGUUUAAACGAAAACGCUACCUUGGACGAGCUCAAACAAGAGGUGAAGAGUUUCAGAGAAGUGCAUUGGAGGAUGAGGAGUCUCGUUGUAGAAACCGUGGCGAAUAUGAGCGUGAAGGGAUCGGUUUUGGUGGUGAGAUAG
Messenger RNA from Hibiscus syriacus, 732 nucleotides. Its product is annotated as PHD finger protein MALE STERILITY 1-like. The record is from RefSeq and is a predicted model, not a curated record. Lineage: Eukaryota; Viridiplantae; Streptophyta; Magnoliopsida; Malvales; Malvaceae. The transcript has 3 exons. The coding region runs from base 1 to 732 and encodes 243 amino acids.